CGUGUGUGCUAUUUGUGCCAACAACAACUAAUUUCUCCGUGUGCAACAAAUUCGCGAUCUCUAGCUGGAACGUAUUCCCAUUUUUUAAACAGCAUGGCCUAUUCAAAUAAGUUUAUUUAUGCGACAUUGCCCCGAACACAGCGUGGCCAACCGAUCGUGCUGGGAGGAGAUCCGAAGGGCAAGAACUUCCUCUACACCAAUGGACAUUCUGUGAUUAUUCGCAACAUCGAUAAUCCGGAAAUUGCCGACAUCUACACGGAACACUCGUGCGCGGUAAAUGUGGCCAAGUAUUCGCCGAGCGGGUUUUACAUUGCGUCCGGCGAUCAGUCGGGUAAAAUUCGCAUCUGGGAUACGGUGAACAAGGAGCACAUACUGAAGAAUGAGUUCCAACCGAUCGGUGGUCCUAUUAAGGACAUUUCCUGGUCACCGGACAGCCAGCGGAUCGUGAUUGUGGGCGAAGGGCGGGAACGUUUCGGGCACGUGUUUAUGGCGGAAACGGGUACCUCAGUGGGUGAGAUUUCCGGCCAGUCGAAACCGAUUAAUUCGUGCGACUUUCGACCGGCUCGUCCAUUCCGAAUCAUUACCGGGAGCGAAGAUAACACGAUCGGGGUGUUUGAGGGACCACCGUUCAAGUUCAAGAUGACGAAGCAAGAUCACACCCGAUUUGUGCAGGCGGUCAAGUACUCUCCAAGCGGGCAUCUGUUUGCUUCCGCCGGGUUCGAUGGCAAGGUGUUCAUCUACGACGGUACAACCUCGGAACUGGUUGGUGAGGUUGGCUCCCCGGCCCACAGUGGCGGUGUGUAUGGAGUGGCCUGGAAACCGGACGGUACGCAGCUGCUUACCUGUUCCGGUGACAAGUCCUGCAAGCUGUGGGACGUCGAAACGCGCACCCUCGUUAGUGAGUUUCCCAUGGGCAACACGGUAGACGAUCAGCAGGUGUCCUGUUUGUGGCAAGGAAACCACGUCCUGUCGGUGUCACUGUCCGGUUUUAUCAACUACCUCGAUGUGAACAAUCCCACCAAACCGUUGCGUGUCGUUAAAGGUCACAACAAACCGAUCACGGUGCUGACGCUAAGUGACGAUCGUAGCACGAUCUAUACGGGCAGCCAUGACGGUGCGGUCACGAACUGGAAUUCGGGCAGUGGUACGAAUGACCGUGUGGCGGGUGUUGGCCACGGUAAUCAGAUCAACGAUAUAAGGGCGGCCGGUGACUUUGUGUACACCGCCGGAAUUGAUGAUUCGAUCAAGCAGAUCAGCGUCGAGGGUAAUACGUACACGGGUGUGGAUGCUAAGCUCGCCUGUCAACCGCGUGGUAUGGACAUUCUGAAGGAGGGCAAUACGGUUGUGGUUGGGUGCGUGAAGGACAUUACUGUGCUGCAGGACAACCGGAAGGUGUCAUCGUUGCCGAUAAGCUACGAGUCGAGUAGCGUUAGCAUUAACCCGGAGACGAUGGAUGUGGCUGUAGGUGGUGAUGAUAGUAAGGUGCACGUGUACGCACUGAGCGGCGGUCAGUUGACGCAUAAACUGGACUUGGAACAUCUGGGACCGGUGACGGAUGUGCGCUAUUCGCCCGACAACAAGCUGUUGGUGGCCUGCGAUGCUAACAGAAAGGUGAUUCUUUACAGUGUGGCUGAGUAUAAGCCUGCUCACAACAAGGAAUGGGGCUUCCAUAAUGCACGUGUCAACUGUGUAGCAUUCUCGCCAAAUUCGGAACUUGUCGCCAGUGGUUCCCUCGAUACGACCAUCAUCAUUUGGUUCGUAAACAGCCCGGCUAAGCACACGAUCAUCAAGAAUGCCCAUCCACAGUCGCAAAUUACGGGUCUGGUGUGGCUGGAUAACGAAACACUAAUCUCGACCGGUCAGGACUGUAACACAAAGGUUUGGAACAUUGAGAAUGUUGCAUAAGCCAAAAGGGGUCACUGUUUCACUUUCCUAAGGAUGAUCAAAGAUUCAAGAGUAAGGAAGGAGGAAGCGAGAACCUGUCCCCCAUUUUGUCAUAGUGUUGUGCAUACACUUCGUAUUUAUUUUCAUCUUUUUUAUGCGGUUUUCUGCUCUGGAAGCGUGAGUCCACGCAUUGACUAACCUUGCCGUAGUGGUAAACCAAGAACAGUGUUUUUGAGUGUGUGUACUUCUGUUUGUGUUUCUAUUCCUUAUCCGUUGUAGUUGUUGAAUUAUUAAUUGUGUUAGUAACGCAACGUAUUGCUGCCCUAGUUUCGGCUUAGUAUUUUCGAAAAGUUAAUGCAACAUGAUGCAAGUGGGAUGCUAAGUCUGGUCGUUGUUUUUACUGCUACUGUAUUGUUUCAUUUUCCUUCUUUUAAGACCGUUUUGGUCAAUGAUUUUUCACCUUCUCGCAACACAGUUUGUUCCCUUUUUUGCCGCUAAUAGCUACAAAUUCGAGUAAGAAACUAACAAACACCGGAACCAGAGAAAGGAAAAAGUGCAUGCGAAAGGCAGUGGCUAAAAAAAAAAGGAAAAACAGCAGAGAACAAAGGAAUUGCAUUUAAUUUAUUAUCUUUUUAACACAAAACAUCAAACAACGUAAUUGCUUUUCGUGCUGCAUAUAAGGAGAACUUCAUUUGAUAAAGUUAGAAGUGAUUUGCUAUAACCACAAAACCAUGAAAACACAAACCCUUUGUCUACAUAUACACGUAAUUUUUAAGGUUAAUAAAACGGAGUUUUUUUUUGUCA
Messenger RNA from Anopheles moucheti, 2688 nucleotides. It is a transcript of the gene flr, whose product is annotated as actin-interacting protein 1. Gene Ontology annotation, biological process: positive regulation of actin filament depolymerization; sarcomere organization; actin filament depolymerization. Gene Ontology annotation, molecular function: actin filament binding. Lineage: Eukaryota; Metazoa; Arthropoda; Insecta; Diptera; Culicidae. Gene Ontology annotation, cellular component: cortical actin cytoskeleton. The record is from RefSeq and is a predicted model, not a curated record. Bases 94 to 1905 code for a protein of 603 amino acids. The transcript has 5 exons.